GGCGCGGGGCGGCGGUGCUCUGCUGUGUGGCGGCGGCACGGAGCGGUGGGUGCCGGGGCGUAGGUGAGUGCGUUCGGGGGGGGGGGGGCACCGGGAGCGGGACGGCGGUUCGGUACCCGGUGACUCUCGUGUAAGGGAAGUGCCGCGGAGCUGAGGCUGGGAAGGGAGGGGGAGGCGUUCGCACGGAACUUUGUGAAUCAGUUCUCGAGUUUGGGGGCGCGGUGCUGGUAAUGUAGGAAGAGUGCCCUGUGCUCUCGGCUACGGUGCAUAUCGGUGUCGCUUAGCGAGCCGGGAAACGUCGGUUCCUUUCUCUGCCGAAAGGCUGGCGGUGCUCCAGGGAUGCAGUGUGCCGUCUUUGACCUCCAGUCCUUUGCUGGAGGCUCAGCAGUCAGCCAGCUGAAAGCAGCUGUUGCCUUCCCCAGUGUACCAUUUGGGGCUGCCCACCUGUCUUGCUUCUCAUCAGUGUUGCUGUAUGGAUCUUGCCAUCAGGUGCUGUUAAGCAGAAAUAAAAGUGAGGGAGGGGGAAGGAUACCACUUAAAGCAUCUUUGGUAAAGCUGGAGUAGUGCUGGCAGUCCUGCUAGAAGGAAGUGGCUUCAGCGUGGAAACAAAGUGCUUGCUCAGUUGCCUGUGAUAGAGAGGGAGAAACUAAUGUAAAUGCAGGUGACCAUGCAGAAUGCAGUUCAGGUGUGGUUUGGAGAUGACCUUCCUUUAUGUCCUCGAAGUCCUCUGACUCCCAGACACGGCCCAGGUCUGGCAGAUGUGUGCCUGUAUGACCAGUGGAUAUCUGUGCGGCAUGAAGCAACUUUGGUGCCUAUGCAAGAAGACCUGUCAAUCUGGCUGUCUGGCUUGCUGGGAAUAGAAGUCACAGCAGAGCAACUGCUGGAAGAACUUGAUAAUGGAGUGCUACUCUGCCAAUUGAUUGGUGUUCUUCAAAACACAAUUAAAAAAUCAUGUAGCUCAAAUAAUUUAAGGAAUUUUCCAAUGAGAAAAGUUCCAUGUAAGAAGGAUGCUCCAUCAGGAUCUUUUUUUGCCAGAGAUAACACAGCCAACUUCCUUAACUGGUGUAGGGCCAUUGGAGUUGAUGAGACUUACCUCUUUGAAUCUGAAGGUUUAGUUUUGCACAAGGAUCCAAGACAAGUGUAUCUUUGUUUGUUGGAAAUUGGACGCAUUGUAUCCAGAUAUGGAGUUGAACCUCCUGUGCUAGUAAAACUGGAGAAGGAAAUUGAGCUAGAAGAAACACUGCUAAGGACCUCUGGACCAGCAUCACCUGUUAACACAGCAAAGUCAUGUUGUCAACAUGGGGAGCUACAUGAGGCAGUUAAACACAUAGCAGAAGAUCCGCCCUGCAGCUGCUCCCAUCGAUUUUCCAUUGAAUACUUAUCUGAGGGGCGUUAUAGACUGGGAGAUAAAAUAUUAUUCAUACGAAUGCUACAUGGCAAACACGUGAUGGUCCGUGUUGGUGGAGGCUGGGACACACUCCAAGGUUUUCUGCUUAAAUAUGAUCCCUGCCGAGUGCUUCAGUUUGCAACUCUGGAGCAAAAAAUCUUGGCAUUUCAGAAAGGGGUCACCAGUGACAAUAUCUCCAACUCACCAGCCAGAAUUCAGGAACCUCCUGUCAUGAACCCAAUGUCAGCUGUCAAUAUGUUUCAAAAGCAGCCAGCAAACCCCCCUACUCCUGUUCCAGCCCUAAAGGCUAUCCAUGGGGCAACAGCUAAGAAGCCUUUAUCUAAACAUCCUCAGUCUCCUGCCCUGACAUCACCAAAGGUGCCAGUGCAUGCAUCCUCCACUGCCAAGUUGUUGUCAGCCAGACCCAAACUAACAGAUGCUCAGUCUCCUUUCAAACCAUUGACGGGCACCUCAAAGAAACUGGCGUCUCCUGCAUGCCACUCGCCAGCUCCUGUUCCUUCACUGCCUGCAAGCAAGAGUUCUUCAUCUACAAGAUCAAGAACAGCUCUUGUUCACUCUGAAACAUUACGCAAACGUAUUCGUUCCCCUGAUGCCCCAAAGGUGAGAUUUGCCCCAGCCCAAGGCUCCCCAGCAACAGGUAUGCAUUCUGCACUCUCAGCAUCUAAGAAACAGUUGUCUCAGUUGCCUGCAACAGCUGAAACAUUGGCUUCGAAACAGAAGUGUGUCCCCUCUAAAUCUAAACCUGCAUCUGUCACUAAAACCAAAGCAAAUGCUGUUGCUCCGAGGCCAGCCCGGUUACCCGUUACCAAUCUACGUGCUGUUGCCAAGUUUGCACAUUCCCAGCAGCUCUAUGUAAAACCUCCUUCUGAAAAUACUACUCAGGCAUCAGGAUCUGGGUCUCAGCAUCCUCGGAAAGCUCCACAAACAGCUUCUGACCUGGCAAGGAACAUGAAGACUGGUUCAAUCCUAAAGCACUCAGCUUCUGUACCUUCCCUGGCAGUUAGUAAAGCACUGAAGUCACCACCUAUGCUGGGAUCUACAAGCAAAAAUGUAACAGCAUCUGUCAAAAAGACACCAACUACAGAGCAUCUACAGACCCCAAAUGUCAAUAAGCCCCCUGAGGUUGGGCCAUCCUCGUCCAAAACCCCUGAACGCACUCCGCUCUCUGUUGUGCGGCUUCCUCAAACUUCAGCCAAAGUGGCAGUGACCAAAAAAGCAGUGCAGCCCUCCACAAAAAGUCAGCCUUCAAACAGAGACUUGCAAGCCAAUGGAAACAUGGUCCCAGCAGCCAAGAAACCUCUCUCUAAAGGAAAAUCACCAACAGCUUGUAACAAAGGAGCACCUAGUGCUUCGAAAGGGCCUCUCCUGAAGAGCAAACAAGAUGAUCAUUAUUUUGUUAUGACUGGGAGUAAAAAGCCCAGAAAGUAAACCUGUUACCUUCUGUGGAAGUCUCAUUAGCAUUCAAAGGGGCUCUGAAAAUUGCUACACUAAGGAGAAAAAUAAGUUGACUAACACUACGUGUGCCAUGCCAGAUGUUAGGCAUAAUUACAUUUUGCUGCAUAACUUACAGUAAUAACUGUAUUUAUGUUGAAGUUUUAAAACUUUUUAAGAUAUAUUUAGAAGUAAGCUUGCUUGCACUGUGGAAUAGAGGUUAACCCUGUUUGCUGCUAGCCUGACCUGCUGUGGGGAAAGGCAGGAGAUAGGAAGGGGAGCUGGGAAUGCUGCUGCUGUUUGUUUUCCAGGGAAUUAAGCUGAGCAAUUCUGGCUGUUCUAAGCACAUCUACAUCAGGGCCUGUGGCAAUUGAUAGAGCUGUGCAUAUGCUAUAAAAUUUCUAAUACCUCAAACAAAAUUGUUGUGGGUUUUUUUCCCUUUUUUUUUUUUGUUUAAUUUUUAAGUUUGUUAGUGUUCUAGGACCCCAAAUCCGGAUCUCCUAUGUUUAUUAGAGACACUGGAAGACAGAGGGUGGUGAGGCGCUGCCACAGGCUGCCCAGAGAGCUGUGGGUGCCCCAUCCCUGGAGGCACUUAAGGCCAGGUAGGAUGGGGCCCUGGGCAGCCUGAGCUGGUGGGUGGCAGCCCUGCUUAUGACACACGGUGGGACUGGAUGGGCUUUAUGUCCCUCCCAGCAUACACCGUUCUGUGAUUAGAGAGAAAUCUCUAGUCUUGUUCAGUUUGACUACUGCAGCUAUCAGCAUUCACUGUGUCCCUACAUGGCUUCAGCUCACUUGGGCGUGGAGCCUUGGCUUAUAUUACAUUGUGCAUAGAAAAUCGUGGCCUUGAUCACUCUUUCUUGUGCCUUAGCAAUGCUACUUGUAAAGGCCUGGGGAGACAACUUUGCUUAGUAUGUACUUCAGUGUGACUACAGGUAAGCCUGCUUUUUCCCUAGGAAGCUCUUGCUGCAUUGGGAGAAGUACCUGAGUUGCUGCAAGGGCACUUUCCUGCAGGAUGGACCCCAUGGGGCUGACACGAGGCCUGCUCAGGCAGAGUCUUGCUGCUCUGCAGAAGUGGCCUUUUCCCAUAAAACUGAACUGCUGAAUACUUACUGGUGCUUGAGGUUUAUUUGUGUGGGCAGUCUUAGUCUGUGUUGGCCUUUGUUUUGUUUACGGAGACCUUGCUACUGGCUCUCCUGUAUUACUUUUCCAGAGGUGAGGAGUAGUUUCUCAAAGAGCUAACAAGGGCCUAUCUUUGCCUUAAUGCCUCUGAAAGGUCCACGGAGUUAAGUGCCAUUUACUCUCAACUCCUGAAGGCUCUUAGUAGGUCUCUGGUACUCAGCAGAAAUGAGUUUCAUGGUAGAUGAAUGAAAACUACUCUCUCUAGAGGUAGCACUGUUUAAGAUAUUUUGGGUUCAACGAACAGUCAGUCCUAUGAAUGUCAAGGAACUCUUACAUUCUGUGGAGAGACACUGCAACUGCUGACUUCCACAGGCUGUUGUUACUCCUGCUGUCAAGAUAUUUACUUAUGGGUAUAAGAGGCACAUGGAAACUGCAGCUUCUGAUGCUGUAUGUUGAAUAUUUUUUUCCUGGAACUAGAAUAAGCAAGCACUGUAAACUAAUAAUGAGUUUUAAUGUGCAAUGGCGACAUUAUCAAGCUACCUUUCUGAGCACCUUGUUAGCUUCAGUUAUUUAUCAUUCUAUUUAUGCAUCUCUACUGUACAAUUCUGUUUACAACCUGCUGGGAGUAAACAAAAUAACAGUAUACAGACUGUUAGAGGAAAAUAUCAAUUUGUUCCCACAAAGUCAUGUUUGAACUUGUAUGUGUGGGGAAGGCCUUAUUGCUUAAUUAUUUUAUAAAUGCACUGGCCAAAGCCACUACUGCAAAUGUUAAGAAGAGUAUUGAUUGUAGGGAAGUUAGAUUAAAAUUGACGUACUAUUUCAUACUCUGAAAGCAUUUUGCAGUAGAUGACUUGCUUUUGAUUUUGAGCUCCCAUAUAGCGAGCUGUGAUGCAAUAUCUCGUGCAGAAGAUGAAUUGAGGUUUCUUUCUAUACUGAGUCUGACUGGGAUGGAGUUUGCUUUCUUCAUAGCAGCCCAUAUGGUGCUGUGUUCUGAAUUUGUAGCUGACACAGUGCUGAUAGCACAGCAGUUUCCAAAAUCUGUUUGCACGGCAUCAGGGCUUUGUCUUUUCCCCAUGCUGACCCUGACAGCAAGUGGGUUGGGAGUGGGUGCUUGGCUUCUGGCUGGGUUCAACAACCCUCAACACUUUUUGAACUGUUUACAAGUUUCACAGUACUACUAUAAACACCAGGACUCUUGGAUCCCAGUUGUAACAGUUAUCUCAGCAUCUACCUUUGGGAACAAUUACUUGUGAGAAAGUAAAGUGGAGGAUUUCAACUUUGUAAUCUGUUUACUCAUGUAAUAGAUUGAAUUUUGUCAUUCAGAGUGAAAUGGAAAAGUGUAAACUGGGACACAGGCACUGAAAAAGGAAAAAAGAAAAAUCAUUUUACUGUUGAAAACCUAAAUAGUUAAUCUAAAGAUGCUUUGUGGGCUAUAUAUGCGUUAGCUUGGUUUGGUUUUUUAUUACAAAAAUAGUAUAAGUAUGAUCCAGCUUGUGCAAAUAAUUGCAGUCUUCAACUUUUUAUUCAGUUAUGUUAUAACUGAUGAUGUCAGGUGGCACAAGGUGAGCCAAUAAUCAAAAUGUAACAAAAUACCUCCUGCUGAAAAUACUGUUUUCACAAUGUUUAUAUUGCCAAACAGUAAAUCUGAUCUUCAACUUGUAUUACUUUUUGUGUGGGAAAGAUUAUUUGGAACAAGAAUCUUACUGAAUUCUCCACAUGCUUUUGAUGUCUUUGAGUACUUAUUCUAAAUAAACAUAUACUGCACCUUU
Molecule: messenger RNA, 5727 nt
Organism: Gallus gallus (chicken)
Lineage: Eukaryota; Metazoa; Chordata; Aves; Galliformes; Phasianidae
Gene: GAS2L3
Product: growth arrest specific 2 like 3
Exons: 11
Coding region: 656-2836 (726 amino acids)
Biological process (GO): actin crosslink formation
Cellular component (GO): actin filament
Molecular function (GO): cytoskeletal adaptor activity; microtubule binding; actin filament binding
Source: RefSeq, a predicted model, not a curated record